AUGGCCUUCCGUAAAGGAGGUAAUAAAAGCGAGGAUGGAGUAGCAAUAUCUAAAAAGCCAACACCACGCCCAAGCGAUGUGCCUGUUCAACCACAACCAACUAUUCCUAGUAAGCGACGCUCUAUAUCAACCGAAAGGCCAGCUUCUUGCAGCACCAAAUCGGAUCAUCCAAGCGCCAAACGAAGCUCUUCAAAUAGUAGCUCUCGAGACAGCAGAUCUUCAAAGACAGUAUCCACAAGUAAAGCAAAGGACCACGAAAAAACCCUUGAAAAGUUGAAAUUUUACAUUUCCAAAUGCGGCGUCAGAAAGAAUUGGAAAUCCGAGCUAGAUGGACUGCCACCGCUAAAAUGCGUUGAAAAAUUGAAAGGCAUUUUGGCGGAUUUAGGGAUGACGGGAAGACCAUCUCUAGCGCAAUGUAAGGCAAUAAAAGAAAAACUGGAAUUACAAAGAGAACUCGACGACCUGAUUUCUUCUGAAACAGAAAGGCAGGACAAACCAUGUGCAAGCGAGGAAGAUGCCAGCAAUGACUCGCAAGGCUUAAGCGACGGAGAAACUCCGCCCAAAAAGGUAUCGACUUUAUUUUAUGGUAGAAUUUGUAUCAUCAUUUAUUAUCGAUUGGAGAAACAGAAUAAAUUUUACACACCAAAAUUUAUGGAUUUUAAUGCCAGUCUGAAUUCUUCCCUACAGGUACAAUAUUGCCUUACCUGGGCUCCCCCCCCCCUUGGCCCGCUAUGCUUUGGUGAAGAUUUUUUUUCAAUUGGCGAAUUUCUGCCCAUUUUGUCCAAAUUACUUGGGCCAGCAACAAGGGAUACCGUGUCAUCGGUGGAAAGCUCGCAGCCCGAGUUUUCAUUCGACGAUUUUGAUGAUGUCUUAUCAGCCUCAACUCAAACUUCGGUAGGCAGUGACGAAUCCAAUGACCCUUCCCUUUUACUGAAAAGCCUCAAUUCCCACCUUUUACACGUUAGCGAGUUUAUCCAGAAAAUCGAUGAAAAUUAUUUGGCUUCAAUUGGGAAUGUACCUUUGACAGCGCAAAGCAUGCUUACUCAUGAUAUUUAUUCGCUUGAAGAGGAUAUUGCUAUCCUUGGGGCCAUAAAACAGCAACUUGUCAACUCGCUAAAUAAAGACACAAAUCUGUAA
Molecule: messenger RNA, 1137 nt
Organism: Mitosporidium daphniae
Lineage: Eukaryota; Fungi; Microsporidia
Exons: 3
Coding region: 1-1137 (378 amino acids)
Cellular component (GO): nucleus
Source: RefSeq, a predicted model, not a curated record